ACGCAUGCGUAGUGAAAUUUGCGUGGUAGUGUGGUUUGAUUUUUACAGAGAAACGGAAAAUUUUGUGUUCAAAUUUUAGUUGAGAAUUCACUCAAAAAAUUGUACAAAUAUCACAUUUGAAGAUGAACUUUUGAACAGCAGGUGUAACCCACUCUUUCGUGUGAAAGAUGGCGGUUUUAAAGGAGAAAAUACAAUUGUUUUCAACGAUAUAAAUGUGUUUGUUGCUAUCCAACGACGAUACUACGUCCAUCUUUAUUCGGGCGAGCUGAAUCGCUUUUGCCACCUUUUACCCCUGGCUUUUGGCUCACGUCGUUCGUGUAUGAGUUUGCUGAAGAUUGCAGUUUGAAGAUAUUCAACUUCUAUUGAACAAUGUCCGUCGUUCACUACAAAUUCAAAAACAACUUGGAGUACAAAACCAUAUCCUUUGAUGGACUGUCCAUCUCUCUUGGAGAUUUCAAAAAGUCCAUUAUGUCACAGAACAAGACGAAAUCCUCAGAGUAUGACUUGGAAGUCACGAACGCACAGUCUAAAGAAGCAUACACAGACAAUACAACUCAGAUCCCAAAGAAUGCCUCAGUUAUCAUCCGAAGAAUUCCACUUGGCCCAAAAGGAAAAGCUUUAACUGCAGCCGAAAGACCACAGUCCCCAGCAGAAGCAAAACCAACUGAAGAUCAAGAUGUGAUGCCAGUUGUACCUUUGAGUAAACUAAACAAGGUCGCAGAUCUGGCGUCUGCAAACGCCUCCGAAGAAGACAAGAUUGCCGCGAUGAUGAAUCAAGCGGGAGAGGACUGGGACCCAUCAUCGUAUGCUAAACCAAAAGGCCGUCAAUUCAGCGCUGCCCCACGUCAACCACCUCCAGCUCAUUACAUGUGCUUCCGAUGUCGAAAACCAGGCCAUUGGAUACAGAAUUGUCCGAAGAACAACGAUCCCAAUUACGACAUGAAGGUGCGUCGGACCACAGGAAUCCCAAAGAGUUUCCUCCGUCUAGCCGACAAGCCGACACAGAAAGGAGCGUUAUUGAUCCCAGAUACAGGACAGUAUGCUGUGCCCAUAGUUGAUCACAAUGCAUACGAACAGGCUGCAACAAAGAAGCGGGCCAACAACUCCCAAGGUUUGGUUGAAGCCGAGAAACCGAUUCCACCAGAAUAUUUCUGUCCGAUCUGCAAGAAGAUCAUGAAUAACGCUGUCGUUAUUCCGUGCUGUGGUGAAAGCUUCUGUGAUUCAUGCAUCGAGAAAUAUCUUCUGGAAAAUGAUCAUGUUUGUCCAUCUUGUCAAACGGAAGAUGUGCUACCAGCGUCCAUUGUCAUUAACAAGCAUCUUCGCCAGGCAAUCAUCAAGAUCAGAUCAUCCGGUUUCGAAGGUGGUUCAUUAUCUGCCACGUCGUCUCCCAGUGCCCAUCGCGAUGGUGAUAGUAACAUCACUCAAGGAAGGUCGACUCCAGUACCUCCAGCUGCAACAACUGCUGCUGCUGUUGCCGUUGUGUCUAGUGGCUCGACAGCUUCUGUUGCAACCGAAUUAUCAAAACCGGCGCAAACGAGUACAGUUACUGCCACCUUAACGACGUCCGCACCACAGGCAACACCUGCUAUUGUACCGGCGAACGCAACCGCACCAACAGUAAUCAUGCCCAAAGUUAUACCACAACCAGCUGUUCUUGAUCCUCGUUUACACAGACCCGAGGGUAUGGUGCAACCUAUGGCUGUCCCCGUUCCAGCAGCACCAAUACACCGUCCGGCCUACGUAGUGCCAGUCACACGCACUUACCAACCUCACCACUCGAUUGUUCACCCGAUUGUACCUAACAUCCCUGCUCCCUACGGUCAUAUCGCUCAUCCUGCCCUCGUACCAACCCGUCAUACAUUACCAUUUACCAACAUGGAGCCAGGCAUGAUGAUGAACGAAGAGGAAUUUUACAGAGCUAAGAAGAAAUUACAUGAAAGUAGAGGAAGGCGAAAACGCCGUAAAGACGACAGUGACCGAAAAAGUCGAAAGAAAGAUCGAAGUCGGAGUGGACGAGACCGACGAGAAUCGCCGAGCUCACGCCGAUCACCUACCGAUGCCCGUUCGAGAAAACGUUCAAGGUCCUGGUCGCGAACUGGCUCCAGCUCUCGCUCGUCAUGGUCACAUUCUUGGUCCAAGUCCCCUUCGCGGUCGUAUAGUCGAUCGAAGUCGCGUACACCGGUGAACUGGGACCGAUCACGAUCGCCCUCGAGGGAGAGCGAAAGAAGAAAACGAAAGAAACCGGAUGUUAAAGAAACAAAGAAACGAACCAAAGCCGUGAAUGAUUUGCCAGAGAAACGAACUGUUAAACUUGCAACUACGAAAGACUCGAAGGGAAAAGGAGACAAUGAAAACGAAAAAUCAGAGAAACGAACGAUAAAACAGGACGGUAAAACCACAAAACCAGCGAAGGAAAAAUUAAAUGUUGAACAUGACAAUAGUGUUUCUGAGAAACGAAAGAAAGAUGACCCGAAAGAGGUUAAGAAAACAUCCAAACAAAAUGAUGAGGUUGAAAGUAAUGUUUCUGAGAAACGUAAGAAAAAUGAACCGAAAGAUACAAAGAGACCAAAACAUAGUGACGAUGUUAGCGGUAAUGUUUCCGAGAAACGGACGAAAAAUGAGUCGAAAGAUACAAAGAAAGUGUCUAAACCAAGUGGCGAUGCUGUUGAUGGUAGCGUUUCCGAGAAACAGAAGAAAAGUGAGCCAAAACAAACAAAAAAAGUUGUUGACAGCAAUGUUUCCGAGAAACGGAAGAAAAAUGAGCCGAAGGAGGCUAAGAAAGUGUCGAAGCUGAGUGAUGAUGUUCCUGAGAGUAGUCUUUCCGAGAAACGACGAAAAAACGACCCAAAAGAUACAAAGAAUAAAUCGGAACUGAGUGAUGAUGCUCGUGGAAAGCAAGCGGUUAAGACUGUAAAAUCAAACGAACAGAGAACGGAGGAGAAAAGGAAGUCUGAUACACGUGAACGUAUUUCAGAAAAGACGAGCGUUAAAGUAAGCGUUAAGGAAAGCAGUAAAGCCAUUGUGGUGAAGGAGUCGAAAGGUAACGUUAAAAUGUCUCAACGGGAUGUUGAAACUGCAAGAAAUAAACGAAAAGUUGUUGUUCAGUCCAAGAAGGAGAUCAAAAAGAAACCAUUAGACAGUGACGAUGGCGGCAAGAAAGGAAAACAAAACGUUAAGAGUACGAAAUCAAACAGGGAUGUCAAAAAGAAAUUUUCAGAAGAAAGCGACAGUUCUGACAGUCCGGAGGAAAAACGAAAAGCUAAAACAACCAAAUCUGCCGAAGCGAAAAGAGACGUUAAGAAAAAACCGAAGAUUGAAUCUAAUGUCGACGAUGACAUCGCAGAGAAACGGAAGGUUGACGCUGGAAAAUCAAGCAAGCUGAUGAAUUCGGCAAAGUUUGUGAAAAAGACAAUGUGUGAUGCUUUUGAAUCGUCGCAGAAAAAAGUCUCAGUUAAGAAGAAAUCUCAGGUAGAAUUAGAUAAAAUUGAGCGGUCAAAGGAGGUCGUUUAUCAGUCCAACAUAGCCACAGUUAGGAAAUGCUCAAUAUCCGAUCUUAGAGAUAUCGUUAAGAAAGGCUCUGCUAGGGACUUUGUGGAUCCGGUUAAAAAUCUUAAGAAAAAAUCGAAUUCGAACAAUAAAGAGUCCAUGGGGAGCAAAUUCGCGGGUAAGUCAUCGGAUUUACCGCGCGAAAAAGGAAAAGAUUUUCGUGAGAAAGAACUCGUGGAUGACAAAGACCGUAAAAGAAAAAAAGAGGAUUUAUUUGAUGAAAAGAGGUUUUCUUCGUCAAAAGGAGAUAGCCGAGGUUCCAGCCCUGUGGUUGAAAAAAGACACAAAAGUGAACGCAUUGUUAAAGAUGAUCGUGAAAGCUAUCAGCAGAAAACUGAAAAGACUAAGGACAAAAAAGCGAAAGAAACCGCUAAGGGUAAUAUUUUUGCGGUUGAGGAAAAACGGAAAGAAAGGCCUUCCAAAGACAAUAGACUUAUUGAGGAAAAGACUUUAAAGGAAGGCAGAAAAGACAAUUUGAAAAAGACUUAUAGUAGCGGUGAUAUCCGUGAAGUUAGUUUAAAAUCUUCUCAUAAAGAGAAAUAUUCUGUAGGUAAAAUAAAACACCGAGAAAGUGAUGGUUUGGGCAAUUUGAAUGUCGAAAAGUCUAGAGUUCGUUAUAAAUCUGAUGAUAGCUCGCUUUCUGAAGAAGACGUACAAAAGAAAGCCAAGAAACGGAAAGAGAGGACAUGGAGUUCUGAAUCUGAGGAUAGUGAUGAUGGAAGAAAGAUUUCUCGGAAACGUUCAAAAAGUGAUGAUGAGUAUUCCCGGGAUUCCGACGAAAUUUCUGAGAAACCAAAGAAAAGAAAGAAAAAGAAAUCCUCGCUAAACGAAGAUGAGCGAAAGGAGGCGAAACACAAGAAGAGAAAACAUAAAAAGAAGCACAAAAAGCAUAAACAUAAGAAGAAAUCUAAACGCAAAGAAAGAAGGCGAUCUGGAGCUUAUUCCAGUGAGGAUGAUGAUGAUGAGUCCGGAGGAGAACGUGGAGACAGUGAUGCCGAAGCUGGAGAGAAAAGUCGUGAUAAACGUGGUGUUAAUGACGAAAAAAUAUCUCUCAAUAGUGAGUCACAUGAGGCUGAAUCUGAUGUGGAACGAGAGUCCGGAAGCGAGGCUGGUGAUGAUAAUAGAAGUGGCGCAGAUAGUUUAAUAGUUGAGGUGAAUUCUGGGAGCGGUGAGAUCAGCGAUGAUGACGUCAUUAUGGGACAGGAGGACAUUGAAGUGGAAAAUGUAGCUGAGGUUUCGGAAGUAACAGGAGGUAGGAAUGAUGACGAUGAUGAAGUGGAAGAACUGGAUUAUGACGAGGAAGACCUGCAUCAGGAGAUGAGCGAUGAAGGUGUUCAGGAGAUUGACGUUGAUAAUGAGGGUGAAGAUGAGGAUAGCGGUGGCGAUGAUGUUGACAGGAAUGACGACGAGGAGUCUGUUGAGGGUGAAGAGGUUGAUUCUCAGGGUGAAGCAGAUGAGGAAGACGAUGAAGAGAAUGAAGGAGAUGAGAUUGGAUCUGAGGUUGAGGAAGAAGUACUAGAAGAAGGACAGCAGAAUAUGGAGGAAGACGUCGAAGAAGAAGAAUUCGAACAGGAUGAGGCAGAGAAGGAUGAUCAGGUUGAGGAAGAACAGGAGAAUCAGGUUGAGAAAGAACAGAAUGAUCAGGUUGAAGCACAGGAAGAUCAGAUUGAGGAAGAACAGAAAGAUCAGGUUGAGGAAGAACAGGAUGGAAAGUUUGAGAAUGCGCAGGAUAUAUUUGGAGAAAGUUUGGAAGAAGAUGAGACCAUUGAAGAGGAAGUCGUAGACAUUGAAGUGGAAGAAAUGGGAGAAAUAGAGCUUGAUCACGACGUUGAGAAUGAACAAGCGUUAGACAGGGAAAUUAUUGACAAGGAAAAUGAAAUUACCCAAGUAGAAGUUCAGGAAAACGAUGUACUUGAAGCUGAAAAUAACGUGAUCGAGAAGGAAGCGGAUGCCAUGGUGGAUGAAGAAGAGUUAUUGGCGGAUAGUAAUAUUGUAGAAGCGUCUCUUCAAGACAAAGUUGAUAAUCAACCAGUUGGAGAUGAUCUGUUCGAAGAAGCGUUGCUAAGAGACGCUAAAUAUGACGAAAGCGCUGACGUUGAACUUCUCUAUGGUGACAUCACUGGCAACCUGGGUGAGGGCGGCACUGAUGACGUCGAAAAAAACGUAACUGAUGACGUGUGCGAUGAUGUCACUAGUGACGCACGUAAUGAUGUCACAAAUGCUGUCGUUGAUGACAAAGGAGAGAACGAAGGUGAAAGAAGGAAACUAAGUGAAGAUAACUUGAGAGAAACUGCAUCUGAACAUACUUCUGUGGAACUAAGCAAUAAUACUGACUAUAUGAAAGAACAAGAAAAUAGCGACCGAGUAGCCGCCGAAGACCACAAAGCUUUAGUAGCAUUUAGCAACGAAGAAAGCGGUGGAAAAACGCGUAAUAACGGCGAUCAAAUCCGCGCUAACCAACAACAACACAAUUCAUUCAAAGCCUACCCAAGUUAUGACUCAGGUGUGGGAACAGGAUCCUCUCUCGAGAUGUUGGACGACUACGAUGAUCCCGACUAUACUUCAUUCCGAAAUUUUGCCAAAACAUGACGAACACCGACCGACGUUUUCCGAGCGAUGACGAACGUAUGGCACCGCAGAAUUUUUUUGAAUUGCGGCACAAUUUUCAUAAUGUAAUAUUUUGUGCAAACUUGAAACUCGAUUUGUAGUCUUGUGUUUGUAGUUCACGUUCUUUUGGGGGUUGUUUAAUGUUGUAAUAGUGUGAUAACAUUUACCAUACAUGACUUUUAAAACAUUUCAUUUCCGCAUGCAUCACGCAUUGAACAUACUGAAGGUUUGGAUGGCUUUUCUUUCCUUAUAGAACACUUUGUUAAAUCUUCCUGUCGUUGUUGGUGUUUCUGUAGUUAACCUUUGACUGUUGGUGUGGUGUUUCGAAAAAAGAAAAGGUGUAAAAAUAUUUAUUUUCGUAUAU
Molecule: messenger RNA, 6517 nt
Organism: Dendronephthya gigantea
Lineage: Eukaryota; Metazoa; Cnidaria; Anthozoa; Malacalcyonacea; Nephtheidae
Product: E3 ubiquitin-protein ligase RBBP6-like
Exons: 15
Coding region: 370-6135 (1921 amino acids)
Biological process (GO): protein ubiquitination; mRNA processing; ubiquitin-dependent protein catabolic process
Cellular component (GO): nucleus
Molecular function (GO): nucleic acid binding; ubiquitin protein ligase activity; zinc ion binding
Source: RefSeq, a predicted model, not a curated record